AUGACGGACAAGAACAAUGGAAAAGCCUGGGUAGUCAUGCCUCUCUACUAUUACCCAUUGGCAGAGAAGACAUGGAAACCGCUUCAUGAUGCGAUUUCAGCUCAUCCCGAUACCAACUUUCUCGUCGUGGUAAAUCCACGUAGUGGGCCGGGUGACUAUCCGCUACCCGGACAAGACUAUGUCCGUGAGAUACCGCGGCUGAACGCGUUCUCGAACGUCUGCACCGUGGGAUACGUCAAAAUAGACUAUUGCCGAAGACCAAUCGCCGAAACCUUCGCAGAAAUCCGGCAAUACGCCAACUGGACCACGCAUCACAGUGGCCUCUAUGUCGAAGGAAUCUACGUUGACGAGACACCGAACCACGUAUCCGCUGAGAGGUCGGUGUACCUGGAUGCGGUCGUCCAUAACCCUGGAACUCCUCCCGAAGGCGACUUGACUGCUUUUGGCAAUCCGGAUCUUGUAUGCAUUUGCGAGGAGCCCUAUCACAGACUUCGCAGCGAGAACUUGCAGAAGAGACUGGAAGAUUUUCGUAUCGAUCGGAGCCGUUCUAUAUAUCAGAUUUCUGGAGUUCCAGCUGGCGAAGUUGAGGAUGUCGCGCAAGAGUUGUGCCGACGGGGUCAGUACGUUUUCGUUACUGAUCUAGUGGACGACUUCUACGAGAGCUUCGGUCCAAGUUGGAACGAGUUUGUCGGGGCAGUUAAUCGGUCUCGAUGUGUUGAAGUAAAAUGA
Messenger RNA from Neoarthrinium moseri, 729 nucleotides. RefSeq lists its product as uncharacterized. The record is from RefSeq and is a predicted model, not a curated record. Bases 1 to 729 code for a protein of 242 amino acids. NCBI's taxonomy places the organism in Eukaryota, Fungi, Ascomycota, Sordariomycetes, Amphisphaeriales, Apiosporaceae. The transcript has 3 exons.